Messenger RNA from Canis lupus familiaris (dog), 4196 nucleotides. It is a transcript of the gene WDR37, whose product is annotated as WD repeat domain 37. Gene Ontology annotation, cellular component: preribosome, large subunit precursor. Bases 57 to 1544 code for a protein of 495 amino acids. The record is from RefSeq and is a predicted model, not a curated record. Gene Ontology annotation, molecular function: protein binding. Lineage: Eukaryota; Metazoa; Chordata; Mammalia; Carnivora; Canidae. The transcript has 14 exons.
GCGGGACCCCGCCGCGCUUAUUGCAGGAGGGAGCAGGACAUCACCUUCUAGAAGUAAUGCCCACAGAAAGCGGGACUUGCUCUGCUGCUCGCCAAGCAAAACAGAAACGCAAAUCUCACAGCCUUUCCAUAAGAAGAACUAACAGCUCCGAGCAAGAGAGGACAGCUCUACCCAGAGAAAUGUUGGAAGGACAGGAUUCUAAGCUGCCUUCCUCGGUUCGCAGUACACUUCUGGAACUGUUUGGUCAAAUAGAGAGAGAGUUUGAAAACCUUUAUAUUGAAAACUUAGAAUUGCGUAGGGAAAUCGAGACUCUGAAUGAACGCUUAGCAGCUGAAGGACAAGCCAUCGAUGGUGCGGAACUGAGUAAGGGCCAGCUCAAAACGAAAGCCAGCCACAGCACCAGCCAGCUCUCUCAGAAACUGAAGACCACGUACAAGGCCUCCACCAGCAAGAUUGUCUCCAGCUUCAAGACCACCACGUCGAGGGCCGUGUGCCAGCUUGUGAAGGAAUACAUUGGCCACAGGGAUGGCAUCUGGGACGUCAGCGUGGCGAGGACACAGCCCGUGGUGCUGGGCACUGCGUCUGCUGAUCACACGGCUCUGCUGUGGAGUAUAGAGACGGGGAGGUGCCUCGUCAAGUACUCGGGCCACGUGGGGUCAGUAAAUUCUAUAAAGUUUCAUCCUUCAGAGCAGUUGGCUCUUACUGCUUCUGGAGAUCAGACCGCCCACAUUUGGAGUUACGCUGUCCAGCUGCCGACACCCCAGCCCAUUGCCGACACUACUCAGAUAUGUGGCGAAGACGAAGUAGAGUGCUCUGAUAAAGACGAGCCUGAUGUAGACGCAGACGUGUCCAGCGACUGUCCUACCAUCCGGGUGCCACUCACCUCUCUUAAGAGCCACCAGGGAGUGGUCAUAGCUGCUGACUGGCUGGUUGGGGGGAAGCAGGCGGUGACGGCCUCCUGGGACAGGACGGCGAAUCUGUUCGACGUGGAGACAGCAGAACUUGUUCACUCUCUGACAGGGCAUGACCAGGAGCUAACGCACUGUUGCACACACCCCACCCAGCGGCUUGUGGUGACCUCCUCCCGGGACACGACUUUCCGUCUUUGGGAUUUCAGGGACCCUUCCAUCCACUCCGUGAAUGUCUUCCAGGGCCAUACGGACACCGUGACAUCUGCCGUGUUCACCGUGGGAGAUAAUGUCGUUUCGGGCAGCGAUGACCGCACGGUGAAGGUCUGGGACUUAAGGAAUAUGAGGUCCCCCAUUGCGACUAUUCGCACAGACUCUGCCAUCAACAGGAUCAAUGUCUGUGUUGGCCAAAAAAUCAUUGCCCUCCCACAUGACAACCGACAAGUGAGGUUGUUUGACAUGUCAGGUGUGAGGCUAGCGCGGCUCCCCCGAAGCAGCCGGCAGGGCCACAGAAGAAUGGUGUGCUGCUCGGCGUGGAGCGAGGACCACCCCAUGUGCAAUCUGUUCACCUGUGGCUUUGACAGGCAGGCCAUUGGCUGGAGCAUCAACAUCCCUGCAUUGUUACAAGAGAAAUAAGGUUGCCGGCGUCCUCUGCGACGUAGUUGGCCAUGGACCUGUGGACCGCUGCCACUUUUCUCAUAUUGGUCAAGCCCUUUUUGUGAGAGUUGCACCCUGGAAAGGGCGGUUUGUAUGUUCUUUUCUCAUUGUACCGAGCUUGCAUGAAAUGUACAGCAAAAUGUAUGGUCACAUGUCUUAUUUUCGUCUCGUGUGUGUGUCGGCACCCUCUGGUCAGUGGACAUGAAGCCCCUUCCCUGUAGCACGUCGUGUGUUGUGAGUUCCGGGUGAUUGACAGGUGACAGGAGGGCAUUACGUUUGCGUGAGUUCAGUGUGAACCUGUGUACUUACUGUGAGGCGUAUGCAGUCUGUGGCAUUUCUGGAGUAAUUAGACAUACCUACCUUGUACUGGGACGGGCCCGGGGCUGCGUUUGCAGGGGCUGACAGAUGGCGGGCGUGACGGAAGAUUUCAUGUUUACUUCUGUUUGAGGGUUUCGCAUGUGCUGUGUGUAACUCAGCUUCACCUCUGUAUUCUGGUAUAGUUAAUGUAAAAUUUACCUGGAAUUUAGAAGUUAACAAAAACAAUGCCGACUUUGCAAUGUUUGGAAAGUUUUUUUGAAAAGAAAAUGUUUCUGCUCUUUUUAUAGAAAAUCAUUUCAAUCUCCUGAGGUCUCAGAUUAGCAAAUUCAAAAAUAGGAUGAUUCUCAUCACUGAUUUCAGAUAUUAAGCAAAAUUUAAAGCACUUUAGUUUAUAGCUGUGGUUAUAAACAGUUUUUAGAAGUUACAAAUGAGUUAUCCAGUGAAUGUGACUUGAGCUUUUAAGAAGACCCUGCCUGCUACCUGAAGACAAAACCUUAUUUAUUUUCUACACUUUGGUUUGCAUAUUACUAAAUGAGUUCACUUCCUUGGUGGUGUUUGAGAGCCAACAAUGCAAAUAAAUGAGUACUACCUCAAAAAUCAAUGUAUUUGGAAAACGGAGUCUCACUGUUGCCUAGCUAGAGCACUUUUGACUUAUAGCUGGAAUGCCGAAUUCAGUUAGGAGGGGAAGGAAGACAAUCAUAGCAGGCGCAUCCGAGGAGGAAAGCUCUCACAUUAGCUGACAAGGUGGGAGCCGAAACCAUGCUUCGCGGGGUACCAAGGUGCUCCUGUUUCGGCAGCUGGGACACCUCUCAGUGCCAGUCCUUUCACUGCCUGGGCGAGCCUGUCACUCUUGCCUUCUUAGGCGUUACUGUCGUCUGGUGUUCGUGAGUUUGUUUCUUGCUCAGUUAUGGUUUUGAUAAAGAGCCAUGUCCGUGUACUGCCCUCCUCUUUUUAAGUCUUUGUGUCCACUUGGAGAGGCACAGAGGGUAACAAUGACAGCAAUCACGGGUGCCCCCCACUCCAGGUGGUGACAGCUGGUGGAGCACCAUUCGGCGAGGUGUGAUGUCGGCAGAGCAUGCGUGCCGCCCACGGGCCUGCGUGAACGCGCCUCGCCUCAGGCUCCUCUGCUUAGGUCCUACGUGCGGUAGUUCAUCUUAGGAGCUUCAGCCCUGAAGUAUCUGGAGUAUUCUGAAAUGACCUACACAGUCUGGAAGGGAAGAAGGGCCAGGAGAAACCCAUCGUGAUGUAGUUAGAGCUGAGGUUGCCAACUAGACCGAAUGACAGACAGAUGCUUGUGAGCAGCUGUCUUCCCAAAGCCUGGCACCUGCUCGCGUCACAUUGGGAACAUGGGCCGGAACAUCUGUGUCCCGCCCCCGCUGACCCGAGUGCCCCCUCCCCCGCGGCGGCGCCCCAGCGGCUUUGAGACAGUAAGCUGAGCGUCCGUGCUUUUGGGCUCCUGUUGGAUUUUAAUUUGAAUGUCUGGGUGUCUUAGAAUCAUUGUCAGGAACACUGAAAAAGGUAAACAAGCAGAUCAAACUUAAAAACCAGAUCUCUGCCAGAUUAAAAACAUUUGAAGCUUUUAACUCCCUUUCUGAUGUUCAUUCAGUGCUCUGCGGCCCAGCGCCCUCCGCGCGGCGCCCGCCCGGCAGCUGCUCACCUCCUCCCCACUCCGCCCUCCCCUCCUCAGGGCGGGCCUUGUCGUGUGUGCAUCAGUUCUCAGGAUAGGGCACCUGCUGCUCACCUGCGCAGCGGCCAUUCAGCUGCUCCUGUGACCUUCAUGGCGGUGUUGUCCGGAGUCCCGGAGAUUUGGGUUAGAGAGUGCGUGUGUGUGCGUGUGUGUGAAUGUGUGGGAGUCUGUGCGCGGAGGUACCUGUGUGGCUCAGAUUAAGUCCCGUGAUCAGCCACACGCGAUCUCAUCUGAAAUAGUGUUUGGAAAUGGGAGUGGUUUUGUCUUAUAUGCUCACGUGUCCAGAAUUUCAUUUAAUAAUGGAAGGAAAAUGUGUGGUUACUGGAAAAUGUGUACUGAUAGAGAACUUCAUAAGAACUAUGUUGUUGGACAAAACAGCACUCUUCCUCAACCACUGCACAUCAGUUUCUGGAGAGACAAAAAUUCUGUACAUAUUUUGGAAUUUGAAGAAUCCUAUGUAAAUCAUUUGUUGCUUAAAUCUGUGAAAUACAAGUUUCUUUGGGGGGAGUAUGCAUUUAUAAAUGUUGUGUAGAAGCAAGUGUUUUUAUUGUAUUGAUGUAAUUGUUUUUAAGUGUUGAAUGUCUUCAUUGCAAUAUGAAAUUCAUUAAAAAUCCAUGUUCCAUAAU